AUGGAUCAUUGUACAGCUGUACAGGCAAUUUCGGCGCGGGUCGCUGAUUUUCACCGUCGCCAACAACCGUUUCGCAUCUACCAUGGCUCGACCAACAGUACACGCUCUUCGAACCACUCGAAAUCUACAACCGUCUGUACAGAGAAUCUCACCCGCAUCCUCCAGGUCGAUUCCAACAGAUUUACAGCAAUAGUGGAGCCUAACGUUCCCAUGGACGCUCUUGUGGCUGCCACGAAGGCCCACGGCCUGGUCCCCUUGGUAGUUCCGGAGUUCCCCGGAAUAACGGCCGGUGGUGCUUUCUCAGGGACUUCGGGGGAGAGCAGCUCUUUUCGGGAGGGCUUUUUUGACCAUACGGUUAACUGGGUUGAAAUGGUACUGGCCGAUGGGCAGGUGGUGAAGGCAUACAAUGAUCGCGUCGAGGGAGUCGAGGUCGAAGAGAAACGUGCGGACUUGUUCUGGGGCGCGGCAUCCUCCUGCGGUACUCUUGGUGUGGUCACACUGCUGGAAAUUCGCCUGAAAAAGUCUAAGCCAUUGGUGGAGCUGAGAUACUAUGUUCGCACCGAUAUGACCGAAGCAAUACGUGUCUUUGAACAAGCAGGCGCUGAUCCCCAGACUGAGUUCUUGGAUGGUAUUGUCUAUUCUCGGAAUAAGAUUGUUGUUUGUGCGGGACGACAGGUUGAACACCGUCCCAGUCUCAAAGUUCAGCGCUUUACUCGUCGUGAAGACGAUUGGUUUUAUUUGCAUGUUGAACGUAUUACAUCUGCGGUCUCUAGUCCAGACGGUUCUCACGAGCCACAUGCAGUGGACUAUAUUCCUCUAACAGACUACCUCUUCCGCUUUGACCGGGGUGGCUUUUGGGUUGCCCGUUACGCCUUCCACUACUUUUGUGUUCCUUUCGUUUUUGUUAUGCGCUGGCUUCUCAACCGAUUCAUGCACACCCGGGUGAUGUAUCACGCCCUACAUGCCAGUGGACUUGGACGACAGUACGUCAUCCAGGAUGUGGGUGUACCGAUAUCCGCCGCCGCAGAGUUCCUAGACUGGCUGGACUCCCCUAAAAACUUUGGUCACUAUCCGCUCUGGCUCUGUCCAUUACCCCCAGGAAGUGCUAGUGGGUUGGAAGGACAGCCCGCCGAUGAUGAGGAAGCCGAUGUGGAUACACAAAGGACAACUCUCCUUAAUUUCGGAAUUUGGGGGCCCGGCGCAACCACAGAUCAGGCGGGAUUCAUGGCUCAGAACCGACAGCUUGAACAUAAGGUUCAAAGUCUAGGAGGGAAAAAAUGGCUGUAUGCACGUGCCUACUAUACAGAAGAUGAAUUCUGGGCCAUCUAUAACAAGCCCAGGUAUGAUGCACUACGAGAAAAAUAUCAUGCACAGCAUCUCCCAACUCUGUAUGACAAGGUGCGAGUGCGUCCUACCGAUCUGCCUGGUGUGCAUCGAGGAGAACUUGGCAGUGGUUGGAAAGGGUUCGUUAAACGUGGCCUUUGGGAUGUUUGGCCAUUCUGUGGAUUAUACGGAGUCUACAAAGCCUGGAGAGGAGGCAAUUAUUUAUUACAAAAGGAAAAGCACGAAAAGAAAAGUGAUUGA
Penicillium cinerascens is the source of this 1584-nucleotide messenger RNA. RefSeq names its product FAD-binding oxidoreductase. Gene Ontology annotation, cellular component: membrane; cytoplasm. Gene Ontology annotation, biological process: steroid metabolic process. The transcript has a single exon. Gene Ontology annotation, molecular function: FAD binding; Delta24(24-1) sterol reductase activity. Lineage: Eukaryota; Fungi; Ascomycota; Eurotiomycetes; Eurotiales; Aspergillaceae. Bases 1 to 1584 code for a protein of 527 amino acids. The record is from RefSeq and is a predicted model, not a curated record.